Molecule: messenger RNA, 753 nt
Organism: Aspergillus tanneri
Lineage: Eukaryota; Fungi; Ascomycota; Eurotiomycetes; Eurotiales; Aspergillaceae
Gene: ARC18
Product: actin-related protein 2/3 complex subunit 3
Exons: 7
Coding region: 1-753 (250 amino acids)
Biological process (GO): Arp2/3 complex-mediated actin nucleation; regulation of actin filament polymerization
Cellular component (GO): Arp2/3 protein complex; cytoskeleton
Molecular function (GO): actin filament binding
Source: RefSeq, a predicted model, not a curated record
AUGAGCAGCACGCAGUAUGAUAAUGGAAAGAUGGAAAUCAGACGCGUCGAAAACCACCCGCGCGUAAAGAGGUUCGGCGCCGGAAAAUCCCAGCAGCUCAGCCCUAUGGGUGAUGACAUGCAACUCCCGCCGCCUGGCAGCACUGCCAUCCGCGACCCCCUGCGCUGGCUUCACCCAACAAUCCCAAUGCCUGCCUACCACUCCAUCUUCCUAGAGGAUCGGGAUGUCCCCGUAAUAGGCAACUUUCCUGUCCUCCCCCUCCGAACCCGCACGCGCGGCCCCGCAUACACACUCCCCCCGCUACCGCCCAAUGUCUCCGAUGCCGAUGUUCCCCCCGAUAGCGACUCCUACGACUGUGUCGAUGAGAUCCUGUCUCUAUUUCGUGCCAAUGUCCUGUUCCGAAACUUUGAGAUCAAUGGACCGGCCGACCGUAUGCUCAUCUAUGGAACCUUGUUUAUAAGCGAAUGUUUGGGGAAGGUCCGGCCGGGGAUGACGUCUCUUGAGGCUAGCAAGGCCUUGAACAAUGUCGCUCUGGAACAAUUUGCAAUUCCCGGUGAUGCGUCAUUCCCCCUUAACCAAGCCUUCGAGCCGCCUCGAGAUCGCCAGGAUGCUGAAGGUCUCAGAGCAUAUCUUUCUCAAGUCCGGCAGGAGAUUGCGAUUCGGCUACACACUAGACUAUACCCUGACGGAGAUGGCCCUUCAAAGUGGUGGCUUAGCUUUGCGAAGAGAAAGUUCAUGGGAAAGAGUUUCUAA